UCAUAAUAAAAAAGGAAAACGUCGUUCUAUACAACUGUUCAUCACUACUUGGGUCACCGAACAAACCCUCUCCUUCUCCGUCCAUAAAAACCACCGAGAGUAGAAGUUCCGCCGGCACAAAUUUCGAGAAAUUUUUUCCGAUUUUUGUUUCACAAAAUCUUCGAAAUUCCGUUAACGCUUUUGGUUUGAUAACAACAGAUAAUUGUCAUCAUUCUGGAGAAUGAUCUUAGUGGAAAAAUGUGUUAUUAAUUCUGAAGGCAAUGAGAUCUCAGAGGCAUCUAAAAUGAGCAAUUUAACUGGUGCAAAGACUGGAACCAAUCUUCCAAAUCAAUUGGAAGUUGUUCUAUGUCAAGAUUCAAAUGGAAGAUUGGAUGGGCUUGCCUCCACAGUUAAUUGUGAUUAUACUUGUCAUAGUGAUGGACAAUCGGAGGUGGUGUCACAACUUUGUACAAGAGAUGCAGAUGGGGUCUCCGGUUUGAAUACUGGUCCAGCUGCUACAACUAAAAAUGCUAAUUGCGAAGGUGAGGACAUGUACAAUUUUCAGUAUAAUUUUGAUGAGGAGGAGGAUGACAGUGACUGGGAACCAUCAGAAAAGCAAAUGGAAGUUCUGAAGUGGUUCUGUGUCAAUUGUACAAUGGCCAAUGUCGAGGGUAUUGGAAAUUGUGAAGUAUGCGGAGAACACAGAGAAUCUGGGAUACUUAAGCAUGGAUUUUUCGCAUCUCCAUAUCUGGCUAUAGAUGAUGUCAACCAAGAUGAGUUGCCUGUAACUGAAAAUUGUGAAGAUUCAUGCAAGCAAAGUUGUUUAUCAUCCUCCACUGCUGUAGGGUUUGACGAGAGGAUGUUGCUUCACACAGAAGUUGUAAUGAAGUCUCAUCCACACCCUGAGAGACCAGACCGCCUUCGAGCCAUUGCAGCUAGCUUUGCUACAGCAGGUAUAUUCCCGGGGAAGUGCUAUCCUAUUCCUGCAAGAGAAAUUACAAGGGAAGAACUUCAGAUGGUCCACUCCGAGGAGAAUAUUGAAGCCGUUGAUAUCACCAGGCGUAUGCUUGCCAGUUAUUUUACACCUGAUACAUAUGCAAAUGAACAUUCAGCAUGCGCUGCCAGACUUGCAGCAGGUUUAUGUGCUGACCUUGCUUCAGCAAUUUACUCUGGACGCGUCAAAAAUGGUUUUGCUAUGGUUCGCCCUCCUGGCCACCAUGCUGGUGUGAAACAGGCCAUGGGUUUCUGUCUCCACAACAAUGCAGCAAUUGCUGCAUCAGCUGCUGAAGCCGCUGGUGCAAAGAAGGUGUUAAUAGUUGAUUGGGAUGUUCAUCAUGGGAAUGGCACACAAGAAAUAUUUGAGAGAAGCAAAUCGGUUUUGUAUAUAUCAUUGCACAGACAUGAGGGUGGAAGGUUCUAUCCUGGUACAGGAGCUGCAAAUGAGGUUGGUUCUAUGGGUGCAGAAGGAUACUGUGUGAAUAUUCCUUGGAGCCGCGAGGGAGUGAGUGACAAUGAUUACAUUUUUGCAUUUGAGCAAGUCGUGCUUCCCAUAGCUUUGGACUUUAAUCCAGACUUUACUAUCAUUUCAGCAGGAUUUGAUGCUGCUAGAGGUGAUCCCCUUGGCUGCUGUGACGUAACUCCUGCUGGUUAUGCAUCAAUGACCCAAAUGUUGAGUGCAUUGUCAAGUGGAAAAUUGCUUGUUAUUCUUGAAGGCGGCUACAAUCUUCGCUCAAUUUCAUCAUCAGCUACUGCAGUGAUUAAGGUUUUGGUUGGUGAAAGUCCUGUGAUUGACACAGACGAUACUGUACCUUCCAAAGCUGGAUUACGAAGUGUUUUGGAGGUUCUACAGAUUCAGAUGAAAUUCUGGCCUACACUGGAGACAAACUUCAGUGAAUUGCAUUCGAAGUGGGGAUCCUAUGUUUUUCAGGAUACAAAAAAACAGAGUAAAAAGAGACGCAGGACUGGUUUACCAGUAUGGUGGAGAAUGGGACGAAAGCGGUUGUUAUAUCACAUAUGGGCCAAGCAGCUGCGUGCAAAAUCCUUUUGUGAUUAUUCUUUUGGAUGUUGAUUCUCCUUGUAAACUACAGGCAUUAGGUGUAGACAGUGCUGCUGUUUUGUAACCCAGGUUUACCAUUUCUUUUUCUUGUUUUGAAUUGUGUACCAAUACCUAAAAAUAGCUUCCUGGACGUAGUCGGAUAGUAGUUGCCUUAUGCAGUGUUCUAAUUUUAAUACUGCCUAGUUCCCAGUC
Capsicum annuum is the source of this 2227-nucleotide messenger RNA. RefSeq names its product histone deacetylase 15. The record is from RefSeq and is a predicted model, not a curated record. Gene Ontology annotation, cellular component: histone deacetylase complex. Gene Ontology annotation, biological process: chromatin organization. NCBI's taxonomy places the organism in Eukaryota, Viridiplantae, Streptophyta, Magnoliopsida, Solanales, Solanaceae. Gene Ontology annotation, molecular function: histone deacetylase activity. The coding region runs from base 221 to 2047 and encodes 608 amino acids. The transcript is spliced from 18 exons.